Molecule: messenger RNA, 1783 nt
Organism: Cucumis melo (muskmelon)
Lineage: Eukaryota; Viridiplantae; Streptophyta; Magnoliopsida; Cucurbitales; Cucurbitaceae
Product: dirigent protein 10
Exons: 1
Coding region: 687-1670 (327 amino acids)
Source: RefSeq, a predicted model, not a curated record
GGUAUAUGUAUUUUGAAAGGUUUCUUUUCAUCCUUUUUACUUUUAUGAAGUCCUCGUUUUACUCUUUGUUUUCACUUUUCAUAUUCAAAGUACUAAAAUAUUUACUUUUUUUUUUUAAUGUAAGGAUAGAAUUGAAUCGAGGGUGAAUCAAAUUUAAAAGUUAUCAAUUUAAGAUAACUAAAUCAAUUUAGACAAUUUGUUAGUAUCUUGUAUCAAUUUUCACUUGAAUUCACUUUAAAAUCAAUUCAAAAUCAUUUAAACAAGAUUAUUCUUGAGAAGAACAUUGAAAAGCCUUACAUCUAUUUGAUUUUUGCAUUUUCUCUCUAAUUUAUAUUAUUAAUACUUGUAUCAUUAUUAGUUUGAAAUUUUGAUGAAGUUAAAUUGAUAUUUUGUGUUGUUUGUGUUUUUGUUGGUGUUUUGGGAGUUGAGCCAAUCCUCUUGAUCAAUAUACUAAAAAGUUAUUGAAACCUAAACCAAUACAACCAUUGAUCAUAGAGUUAUUCACCAACUCCAUUUCAGCCACUCCCACAUUUCCUUCACCCCUAAUCUGUUUCAUAUAUACUGUAUGUAUAUAUAUAAUCUCACAUAUAUAUAUCACCUUCAAACCCAUCUUUAACAUUACCAUACAACACAAAAACAAAACAAAACAAAAUAUUUAUUUCCCCUAAUUCCUUCAACUUCCUCUCAUGGAAUUUCCCAAACUUCUCCCUUUCUCAACAAAAUCUAUGCUCUGCUUUCUUCUCCUCUGCUUCCUGUGUUUAUCUGCCAACUCAGCCAGACUUCUCGACGAGCAGCCACAAGUCCCGGUUGGUACUCCGGCAGCCUCGAGUGUCGUCGGGACGCCUGUCGGUAAUCUCGGGACAGGACCUACUGCUACUACUACACCUUCAACAACUCUACCUAAUUCAGCUGGAAACUUAGGGCAAGGAGCUAACACACCUUCAUCAACUCUACCUAGUUCAGGGGGAGUUGAAGAUGAUCAUCAUAUAUUAACCUUCUUCAUGCACGAUAUCCUUGGCGGUACGAAUCCCUCUGCUCGAGCCGUUACCGGGGCAGUUAACAAUCCAGCUCUCAAUGGCCAACUUCCAUUUGCUAAACCCAAUGGAGCAGUUUUAUCAGUUGGAAAUAAUGUUCCUCAAAGUAAUGGAAACAGUGGUCUAAUUAACAACAACAACCUUCCCUUUCUAAUAGGUCUUGGUGGAGCAACAUCGCCAUUGUUGCAAAACAACAAUGGUGGUGGAAACAACUUCAACGGCCAGAUCGGCUUUCCAUCCGUUAAUGCAGGACAGCUCCCGUCCGGAGUGUCGGUACAACAACUCCUAUUCGGUACGAUGACGGUUAUCGAUGACGAGCUCACGGAAGGACACGAGUUGGGUUCUGGGCUGAUUGGAAAAGCACAAGGGUUUUACGUGGUGAGUUCGGAAGAUGGGAACAGUCAAACAAUGGCAUUCACUACGAUGUUUGAGAGCGGCCAUUACGUGGAUAGCUUAAGCUUCUUUGGCGUUCAUCGGACAGCGGUGUCGGAGUCUCAUUUGGCUAUCAUGGGAGGGACUGGAAAGUAUGUAAAUGCAAGAGGGUAUGCAAAUGUGAAGACUCUUCCGGGCAUCAACCAACAUGAAACAGAUGGAGUUGAGACUUUGCUUCAAUUCACUGUUUACAUCAGUUAUUAAAACUCAAGGGUUGCUUUUAUUAUUGAGUGCGAUUAUGUUUGAAUUCUGUUUGUGAAUUUAUGGUUUGUAAUGAAAGCUUUUAUCAUAAUUAUGAAUCGAACCAAGAUUUGAUA